GUGACCCUACACCUCCUUAGUUCUCCUUAUAUCCACUAAGUCUCCUUAUCCCUCUUUACACCUCCAAAGUCUUCCGCUCCCUGAGGACAUAUCCUUAGACCUCCGUAAUCCUUACACUUCCCCCUGAUGGAGUCCGACUGGACUAUGAACUGACCAUGUAGACCAUGCACUUUAAACACGUUGUCACGGCCAACCUGGUUAUUUUGUAAGAUGGAGUACAAGUAUGUGGCCUGUAUAAUAGAGCAUGUGAUACACAGGGGGUCACAUGAAGUAGCUACUCGAUGACGCCUCAUGGAAAGCGAGGACUUUGUCCAAAGUCCCAACCAUACCAUAUGACUGAUAUGAAGUACAUAAAGUCCAUUUCAAAAGGGUAAAACAUUGUCAAGAUCAACUGAACUACAAAAAAUUGCUUGUAGCCGUGUUUUCUGGAGGUGGACAAACCAGGAAACAUUGUUUCCUAGCUAUAUUUUUUGAAGAUAGUCAAACCAGAAAACAUUGUUUCCUUUCCAUUUCCCCAUGUCGUACAUUUUUAAAUUUCAACUAAAGAAUAAUAAAUGUUUCAGCAGGUGAAAUGUGGUAAUUGUUCAAUAAAUCAAUUCUGACAUCAAGAAUACUUUUUAUCCUUCAUCUAACCCUUCAAAGAAGAUAGGGAAACAAACUGAGACAGAAGUCGAAUGAAAUAUUUACUGAACGCAGCUGAAACAUUAAAAUUUAAUUCAUGAAAAUUAUUGCUCCAAGUUGAGUUUACAUACAGUGAUUGAAAUCAGAAUAUCUCAAUAUUUCUUCCUGUCAAUGUGAAACUACGAUUGAGCCAGACGUGCGCAGAGAACGGAAAGAAUUUGGUACAGUGUUCAAAUUCGGUUUCUUAACGUGAACACGUAAAACCGGUCAAAUUUCCAUCCAUUUUUACCGACGGUGUGAACACCUGAACUGGACGGAUUCAAGCACGAAUCCAAAUUCGUCCAGCCCUGAACCGUUAACAUCACCUGAGACACAAUUGUAAUAUAUUUUCGUGUUGUCUGACAGUAGCAAAACGUGAAGCAAUUAAUUUCUAGCUUAGCUGUGUUUCGCAAAUGAAGACAAACAGAAAAUAUUUUUCUCAGCUCAGCUUGUGGUAAACUUUAUUCAAUUUACUGUCUGAAAAUAAUAUUCCCUAUUUGUAAACAUCUUCAGAUAGUACUCAAAAUAUUUAGUUUACUAAAAAUAACGUUUUCAAACCGUUUUGGUCUGGAAACUGCAGCCUGGCAACGCAUUAAUACAUUCUAAAUAUUUAACCACAUAUUUCGUGUGAGAGUUGACGAAAACACAAACGGAUUUCGCAAGGGGAACUUCACAAAUUCCAUCUUAUUCAAAAAGGAUGAUGAACGUUAUUCAUGCAUUAUUAAAGAACCUCUUAAACUAGAAUCACUUAAUGAGAUAUCUAGACAAAUAACACUGGGUCGCAAAUGAAAUUCAUAAUUUAUUAACCAAUAUUUCUUCCGCAAGAGCAUCUAGUCUCGCCGCACUUGGGAAGAAGACUUUGAUAAAACUACAUACAGAAAUCGGGAGCUUAGUGCAUUCUUUGAAAGCUAUAUAAGUUUAUCGCACAUCAUUAGUUAUCUUUUUUGAGUAAAUCCUGUAAGAAAUUGGAUUCCUCGCAGAUGCCUAUAGCUUAGCGCUGGUAAGACAAUUCACAUUACACAAAUAAAGACGAUUAACAGGACAAGGGUAGAGCGAGCGCGCCGCCGGUGAGGAGACGAAUUGUUUGUAAAUAUAAAGAUUGUAACGAAGCAUGGAUGCUUCAGAGCAUAGUCCACAAUCGAAGCGUCAUUCAUACCCGGUGAUCCUGACUUACACAGAGACCCUGAGCGUCUUGAGCGAGAACCAACGGGAGUACAACCGAAAAGAGUCGAUAAAGAGAAACAAAACGCCAGUGUUGAAUCAAAAUGGAAGCGAUGAAGAAAGAAGAGAGAAACUCCAGCAAGCUCUUGACUGGCUGACUCAGGAAUUAAAAGACAUGUACCACCAAGACAAAUUUCUGCUUCGUCAGUUUAAUCAUUUAAACAGAAGCAUUCAGGAAUUAAAAGACAAACGGGAGAUUAAAGAGGAACCUGAAACAAAGCCAACUCAAACAAAUCGUGAGAAACAAGAAGCACGGCAGAAUCCCAAAGCAAAGCUCCAGGUUCCUACCAUCGAAGAAGUGAAACCUGCAGAACAAAAGAACACAAGUGGGCCAGUUGUUCGUGGAGAAUUCAAACUGGAAGACCUUAAACAAGCUCAAAUACGAGAAGCCCAAAAGCGACAGGCGGAAUCAAAACUACAAGAGGAAUUGAGUAAACAAAAACACGAACUAAAAGUACCGAAGAAGAACAAAAAGAACCACGAAUCCAGCAAACAAAAGACACAGGACAAUAAGGUGAAACAACAGGAAGAAUCGAAACUAGAGAAGAGGUCGCUAAACAGCGAGUAUGAUUCGGAUUAUGGUUCAGAUCAAAGCGUAGAUAAAUACGAAGUGGAUUGUCUGCAACCGCCGAAAAAUAUUGCUAUUAGCAAGAGUCCCAAGGCUUCGCCAAAACCACAGCGUAAUAAACGCUGGUCGUGGUGGAAAUAGAGGAUAAUAGAGGAUAAUAUACUGCUUGCACAGAGAUAACUAAUGAUAUAGAGUUGUAUCUAUGGUUAAUGAUGGAUAUACAAUUAAAAAAGUGAUAAAUAUAUUAGUUUUUAGAUAAUAA
Molecule: messenger RNA, 2711 nt
Organism: Dendronephthya gigantea
Lineage: Eukaryota; Metazoa; Cnidaria; Anthozoa; Malacalcyonacea; Nephtheidae
Product: vicilin-like seed storage protein At2g18540
Exons: 3
Coding region: 1772-2590 (272 amino acids)
Source: RefSeq, a predicted model, not a curated record